AUGGAAGGUCUCAACAAGAUGUUAGCAAAGGCAAAGCAAAUGCAAUGGAUUGAAGGAUUCAGCGUGGGCAACAACGAAGAUAAUUCUAUCUCUGUGACUCACUUGCUCUACGCGGAUGAUACUCUUACUUUUUGUGGGACAGAGAAGUCUCAGGUGCGAUAUCUCAACCUAACACUACUCUUAUUUGAAGCAAUCUCCAGGCUACAUAUUAAUAUGCAGAAGAGUAAGAUCUACCAAGUAAAUGAGGUCCCUAAUUUGGAAGAAGGCAUCAUGGGUUGUAGCAUUGACACAUUUCCAACAAAAUACCUAGGUCUCCCUUUGGGAGCAAAGUUCAAAGAUGCAGGAGUUUGGAAUGAAGUUAUCGAGAAAAUGGAGAGAAGGUUGGCAACUUGGAAGAUGCAAUAUCUCUCAAUGGGAGGCAGUUGA
Messenger RNA from Solanum verrucosum, 426 nucleotides. RefSeq lists its product as uncharacterized. The transcript has a single exon. The record is from RefSeq and is a predicted model, not a curated record. Bases 1 to 426 code for a protein of 141 amino acids. Lineage: Eukaryota; Viridiplantae; Streptophyta; Magnoliopsida; Solanales; Solanaceae.